This is a messenger RNA of Medioppia subpectinata, 675 nucleotides long. The record is from the annotation of a GenBank genome assembly. Lineage: Eukaryota; Metazoa; Arthropoda; Arachnida; Sarcoptiformes; Oppiidae.
AUGUCAACCCGAAGCUUUCAUGGGAAGGAUUUGUUGACAAACUUCAUGGUACAGCCGCUACUCAAUGGAGUCUAUGGUGUCUCAACUUUUCUACUCAUUAGCGGAAUUCUCACUAAUUAUAUCGCACUGUCGGUAACCAAAGGCGAUGUCAAGAAAUUCAAUGUGGUGCUAUAUAUUGUGUUACGUUUGGCCCGACUUUUGCCACAAUUAAUGAUAUUUAUAUUAUUGACAUUUUUGUUACCACUGUUGGGUUCGAGCCCUCUUUGGGCUGAAGUGGUCGGCAGUAAUGUUGACAAAUGUGAGACCAAUUGGUGGCUAAAUCUGCUUCUCAUUCAAAAUCUCUACAAAUCUGAUCAAAUGUAUUUCAGUUUCACAAUACAUAAAAUACCAGGGUCCUACAGUACCGUCUAUUUUAUGGGCACUCUAUUGGGAUCUGCAUUGUAUCGCAAAAAGUCAUUGAAUUUAAGCAAAUCAUCGCUGACUAUCGUCUGGAUUGCUAUAUUGAGUGCCUAUUGUAUCCCAUUGUGGGAUAAAAUCUACUGGAAUUACGGCCAGUCGUAUACACUUGUAGUUUUCGGCCCUUAUUUAUGUCACGCGUGGCUCAUAUGGUAUUUCAUGGGUUCGCGCCGUCAUGUGAUGGACACUCAUAUGUAUAACUCAUUGACUCUUAAGUAA